AUGAAUCACAGAGCAUGCUCACUACAGUGGUGGCUAUAGUAGCACUAUUGCAGUAAUGUGGGCUACGUAAUGCGCCCACUAGACGCUUGGCAGCCUAAUGUUAUGCUAACAAUAGAGUAUUAUUAACUCGAAGAGCGUAAAGUAGGCAUUUCUUUUUUCCCAGGUUAAACUCGUCAUGAGGUCCGAUUUGCGAUAUUUUAGCAAUAAAGCCAGAGAGCAUCACUUCAAAGACACAGUUUAGAAUGGGCUAUACACGACUACAACUUCCUCGCAUUGUGUGCCGGUUUCUUCAACUGCCGUUCUAUCCACAGCUACAAUCGAAUUUGGUUUCCCUUCCCCGACUGCACACGCAGGCGCUAACAAACGGAGCUCAUUCAAACAGCUGCCCACCUCUACCAGAAAUCAGAUGCGUUGUGCGGGGAGCGCUUUGUUGAAAGGCCUUUUCGUUUCAGACCUUAAGCGGACAUCGGGGGGUUUCUUUGUAGUUGCUAUUCUUUUAAAUGAUUUACAGUGGAAUGGAGUAAAUUGUGCGAGAGGAACGACAUUAAGCAGUUUCUGUGCGUGUGAUGAUAGGAGACACAAUGACGCUGUUGUCUCUUUUAGGUCGGAUCAUGCGUUAUUUCUUACUCAGGCCAGAGACCUUGUUUUUGCUAUGCAUAAGCUUGGCUCUGUGGAGUUACUUCUUCCAUACGGAUGAAGUGAAGACCAUUGUGAAAUCCAGCCGUGAUGCUGUGAAAAUGGUGAAGGGAAAAGUGGCAGAGAUCAUGCUGAACGAUAGACUUGGAGGUCUGGAUGUCGCGGAUGCUGAAUUCUCUAAAACCUGGGACUUCAAAAACAACAAUGUAGCAGUGUACUCCAUCCAAGGCAGGAGAGACCACAUGGAAGACCGCUUUGAAGUAAUCACUGACAUUGUUAAUAAAAGUCACCCGUCCAUAUUUGGGAUAUUCGACGGUCACGGUGGGGAGACGGCUGCUGACUACGUGAAGGCACACCUGCCCGAGGCCCUCAGGCAGCAGCUCCUGGCUUAUGAGAGGGAGAAGAGGGAGAGCCAGCUCUCGUACCCUGCUAUCCUGGAGCAGCGCAUCCUGGCAGUAGACCGCGACAUGGUGGAGAAGUUUUCCGCCUCCCACGAUGAAGCAGGUACAACAUGUUUGGUGGCCUUACUCUCAGAUAGAGAGCUGACAGUAGCGAAUGUGGGGGACUCCAGAGGUGUUCUGUGUGACAAAGAUGGAAAUGCAGUUGCUCUGUCACAUGACCACAAGCCUUAUCAACUCAAAGAGAGAAAGAGGAUCAAGAGAGCUGGUGGUUUCAUUAGUUUCAACGGCUCCUGGCGUGUCCAAGGCAUCCUGGCCAUGUCGCGCUCUCUGGGAGACUACCCACUGAAGAACCUCAACGUGGUUAUCUCUGACCCUGAUGUGCUGACCUUCGACCUUGAUAAGCUCCAACCUGAGUUUAUGAUCCUGGCCUCAGAUGGACUGUGGGAUGCCUUUAGCAAUGAGGAGGCAGUGCGCUUUGUUCGUGAGCGCCUUGAUGAGCCACACUUUGGGGCCAAGAGUAUUGUGCUGCAGUCGUUCUAUCGUGGUUGCCCAGAUAACAUCACUGUCAUGGUGGUCAAGUUUAAGAGUGGGCCUGGUGGCAGGGUGGCAGAAUAGACUUGGAACUGAAAGAGGAGAGGACAUCUGCAAAGAAUUCCAACACAAACUCUUUACCUUGAUGGGUACAGUAUAAUGUACUGGCACACACAUCUCAAACACUGUUGUUUAUGAAGAAAUAACAAUAUUGUUCUCUUAAUGACUGCUGUAAAAUGAACACAGUUCAGUGUUUUUAGAGUCCUUGUCUGAGAAACAUACAGCUGUUAUGCAUCAAAGAGCAACAUUUUUUUAAGUUCAGUCACUGGAAAAUUUGAAGGAUUGUCUUUUUUUAACCUAUGCAUUCAGGUGUACCAAGUACUGUUUACUAAUGAUAACGGCACUGCAUAUAAUCAAAACGGCAGGUAGUUAUGGCACUGAUAUAGUCCUGAGAAAUGCAUUUUUCUCUUUUUGUUUCCUCAAGUAACUAAACAUAAUCACAAAAUGCCUGUGCUUACUGCCCAGUCUCUCAUUUGCCUACUGAAAGACAGGAUCUGAUUCAACCUGCAUGGCAUCCCAUACUGCGGAGGACAGAUCUGUGGAUAACUACUGUAGUAUGACUUCCCAAGCACAAUGGCCAUAGUAGGCGCUUGAAAAGGUCAGGUGCUUUGUGAUAUUUCGUUUGUUAAUAUGUUUCAGGAUAAAUGGUAACCGGUCACAAAUGGUAGCAUAGUUAACUGACCAGCUUUGCCAAUUGUACUGUCAUUGUCUGCUGCUUCGUUAUGUCACUCUAAUUAUUUAGUAGUAGAAGUAGCCUUACUGAACUGUAUAUUACAAUCAUAUUUUGUGGCCUUUUUCCUUUGCCAGUGAGGCCAUUGCCAAAUAAAACAUGUGCCGAUAUCAGUCAAAAGACAUGUAAAGUAAAACAAAAAUGCAAUGUACAAUAUGCCAUCCUCUCCCCCUUGCAUGCACAUCUGAAACUAGUGUUACAUCAAAGAAGCCGCAUUAUUCACCAUGACCCUGAAAUGCAACAAAAAGCGUAUGAAAUUUCAAGGGAGCGAAAUGCUAGAUUAUAGUGUCUCCACACCGCUGUAGUCGUUGUUGUUAUUCAUAUGUGGGGUCAUGGUUGGGACAAUAAAUGAUAGUCAGUCACAAAGAUGACA
This is a messenger RNA of Clupea harengus (Atlantic herring), 2731 nucleotides long. It is a transcript of the gene ppm1la, whose product is annotated as protein phosphatase, Mg2+/Mn2+ dependent, 1La. Gene Ontology annotation, biological process: protein dephosphorylation. The record is from RefSeq and is a predicted model, not a curated record. Gene Ontology annotation, molecular function: cation binding; protein serine/threonine phosphatase activity. Lineage: Eukaryota; Metazoa; Chordata; Actinopteri; Clupeiformes; Clupeidae.